Messenger RNA from Epinephelus fuscoguttatus (brown-marbled grouper), 13612 nucleotides. RefSeq names its product tripartite motif containing 36 (gene trim36). The record is from RefSeq and is a predicted model, not a curated record. The coding region runs from base 8845 to 10692 and encodes 615 amino acids. The transcript is spliced from 12 exons. NCBI's taxonomy places the organism in Eukaryota, Metazoa, Chordata, Actinopteri, Perciformes, Serranidae. Gene Ontology annotation, molecular function: zinc ion binding; protein binding.
AGUCAAAAACAUUUAUUUCUCUCUGAUUGAAUAAAUGAGUUCUUUACUGGAAGGAUUUAAUCGUGUACAGAUGCAGGGAAUCGGAUCUCACAUUUCUCCGAGGUUAAAAGCAUUGUUGAGACAUUAGUAGGAGCAGUGAUGGUGCUAUAUUGUCGGACAGCCUGACUAUGUGGGUUGAUGGAGGCUAUAAUCAGGCGAUCAUUGCAAAGGAAGAGCAAGUAGUGAAUGUAUCUUAGGCUGUUGGCAAUAUGAGUUUUAUAUCAGUCCUGCCAACUUCCUGUUACAUUGUCUUCCUCCCAAGUCCCUUGACUUCAGCUUUUAGCUCUGCUGUCAUCUGUAUUCAACAGGUUUCAAUGGCUGGAUCUGGGAUUUACCUCCCAUAGAAAAGAACAAAAGGCUCAAUCAUUUCCCAGAUAGGGAAAUAUGUGGUUACAAAUAGAAACUGGAUUUGAUUAGCUAACAAACUAGAAGCACUGCUGUGAUGAGCCAAGGCAAAUUAAAGGUCGAGAGCAAAUAAGUCUGUGGAAACUUUGUGCAAGACAAAAUGGGCCAAGCUUUAUUGUAUAUCUGGGUUCUAGUGUGGCACAGACACCAGCCCCCCCUCUCCCUCUAUUGUCCUAGAGAAACUAGAACAAACACAAAAAAUGGUUUAAUAAUUUGACUGCUCAGCCAUAACAUUGUCAGUCAUCACUCCUUCCUCUAAUCCUGUCUGCCUCUACAGGCUUCAUUAAAGAGACAGCAGAGGAACCUGACAAGCUGUAGUUUUGUCUCCCAAGAGAAAAGACACAUUGACAAGCUCUCUCAAGCCCUAAUUGUCUCCCCCGUCUGCCUCUAGUGGCCCAGGGGCAUCAAACAUCCCCUUCAAUCAUGCAAGGUCUCAUGUAUUCAUUUGAAAAUGUUUUAUGAACAGAGAGAUCGGUUUCACUCCGCCUUUAAUCGGAUACACAGGCCUAUGUGUGUGUUUUGUGUACACAUGAGUGAACAAAGCACAUCUGUAAGCUCCUAAACUCUUAAACCAAGCUGAGCUGGGGGGAGGGAAAGCUGCGGCUGAGGUGUGGGGGUUUGCAGGUAGCUAAAUUAAGUUGUCACAACAUUUUUUGAGUUCCCUGCUGAACACAUGGCACUGCUGCAGCCAAGCUUGAGCAGGUCAAUAUCUAAGCCUUGAAAACAGCUCGAUGGGGACACAAGGCUGCCUUUCUGCUUUCUGAGAGCUCUGGGCUGUGCGCCAUUUCCAUAAAGAUGUCGUCUCAUUUGUACUCUUGUCCACCCCUGUUGACAGAAACAGUUGUGUCCGACUUCCAUACUCCGUACUAUUCCAGGCAGGUUUUGAGUAUGUGGUAUGUUUAUACUGUGAAAAGACAAAAUGUCAGAACGGUCAGUAUGCACUCUAGAAACAUUAGAUAUUAGAGAUAACAGCUGCUAUUGUCCCACAGUGCUACUCAAUGAUGGCGAGACGGCUACAAAAAUAUCAAUCAGCAAUGUAAAAUUUGGCCGCCAUGCACAUAUGAUAUUCUAUGUUAAUGUCUAAAAUAUCAUACUUUAUACCAGUGGUUCCCAACUGGUCCAACCACAGGGUCCAGAUUUCUCCUUAGUCAAUUGUUCAAGGUCCACCCCUUUUAAUAUAAUCAGCGUCAUACUUGCAUUUGGCAAUAUCUCAAGCUAGUUUGCUGUCUAUGUCAAGUAACUUUUUGUUAUUCACUCACUCUACAGCAGGAAACAACACUUCAAAAUAAACGCUCUAUGAUGGAAAUUCACUGUACUUAGAAAUAAAGUGUGGUUUUUUUAGAAAGUUAAUAUGUUCAGAAGUCACUUGCGGUCCAUUCAGAAUGGAUCAGCAACCCACUUUUGGACCACGACCCAUCAGCUGGGAACCACUGCUUUAUACCAUUUUGUACUAACUACUAAAGCUGUAUUGUGUGACAACUGGUUUAUACUUAAUGUUGUACAUAAUUAGUAUGGAAUUGGGACACAACUCAGUGGAUAUAAAUAACCGCUUUAUCCCUGGCAUUAAAAGUUGCACAUUCAGAUUUUGAAUGCAUUUUUAGGUUUGAUGCUGAAGAUAAACACUGAUGCAUAUUCAGCAGCUCAGUCGCAAAUCCAAACAACACACGUAUGUAUUCUAGGCAGGUUUUGAUUAUGUUGAGUGUUUAUCCCGAGAAAAUGACUUAAGUAUACUCAAAAAGGUCAGUAAGUGUGAAUGACCAGCUCAGUGGCCACAAUAAAAUGUUGGCGCUGUAUGUUCCUGCGAAUCACAGAUAUGUUAGAUUUGUACAUUUCAUAUGCUGAGUUUCUCCACAAGGGAGGGGACUACUUGGCACUUGGUCAAGAUGUCCCCCAAGAAGCAGACCGCAGCAGACCACUGUUCGAGACCAACAAAAGUGAGUGUACUUAACAAGAGUGUGGGUCAGUUCCAGUCGUGUUUGUAGCGUCCAAACUGGGUAUUUUUAAGCCAAAAUAUUUUUUUCCUAACCAUAACUAAAUGUUUUUUGUGCCUAACAUUAACCACAGCGUUAUCACAACAUGAAUUAAAAAUUUCAGCAUAAAAUUUCAAGAUAAUAGCUACAUAUGAAACGUACAAAUGUAACCUAUCCAUGGUUUGUAGAAACGUACAAUGCAGACAUUCUGGUGACUGGGGUGUGAUGUUGGAGGAAAUGGAGCAGCUGCUCACAGAUGAAAAUAAAGUUGCAUCUCAUUGUAGAUAGAUGGUGAUGAAAUGGCUCCAGGUGAACCUCCAAAACAAAAUACGCCUUUGUGAAGUUUAAUUGGCAUUGGUACUCGAGCUCCAAGUGUUGUAUAAUUUCUUACUGGUAUUAAUUUUUUCUUCUUGAGUGCUAACUGAAUUAAACCCCACUAAAUUACAAAGACUAGUACAUAGUUUAUACACUUAAUAUGUUAAUAUGUAGUAUGGAUUUGGGACAGAUGAAAGUGAUUUCGUUGAGUCAAAAUGACUGACAAAACACAUCAUCAGUGGCCCACACUACAGAAAACUGAGCCUGGUAUCCAUUUAUCUAAGAUGCCAAGUAGCCUCGGAGCCACACUGAGCCCCAGAGCUAAAGAGAUCCCCAGAGUACAGUGAAGUGAACCCAUUUUUGGGAACCAUUCAGCCAUUCAUGGUUCAAAACCACUGAGACUGGGCUCUCAAACACAGUCUGCCUCAUUCAGACUCCCUAUUCAACCUGAAUGAGUUCAUUAUUCACUGGCAGGGCCGCAUCUGUUGACGCAGGAAAUAAUCAAAUUCUGCUUUUUGAGUAAACAAAUCUCGCACCUUGCUGGAAGCCAGCAUGUGCACAAGGACACCUCUGUCAUUUCUGUUCUCUCAGAGCUGAUGCACAGUGUGUAAAAACGUCUUUCAAACGUACAGUUGAUUUAGCAGCACCUCGUAAAGAAACUGUGCAGUUUAUUUAGUCCAUUCAUGGAAUUUGUACAAGUGGAAUUCCCUCGGGGAUUAUUCAAUAAGGUUGUUCCCGUGUUAAGUGUGUUUAAUCAGCAGAUUACAAAACACAAAUUCUCCGUGUGUUAAGAAUAUUUAGGAAACCUCACAGUACGCUAUGAGCACAUUAACACCCAAACAGCACAACCGAGUAAUUCUGCCCACCGCCUCCAACACUGGGAGAUCAGAUCAUUGGUCGCCAUGGUGACGCAACCUGCCUGUAAGGAAUGAAUGAGGGAUUAGGUGAAGGGAGAGAAAGAAAAGACUUAAGGCUAUAUUUAUCGGUGUGCAGCUCGUACAGGCCUUGCUGUGCAUGGACAGAGGGAAGGCGGUUACUAAACCUCAUCAGCAUUGUUUCUAAACUUCAUUUAUUUUAUGUUGCCGGGGCUCAAAGCGGGCAUGAUGCAUUUAUGCUCAACAGCUAACUCUUGUCAAGUGCACUGUGAAGAUGGUGUGAGUGCUCUUAAGGGAUAGUUUGACAUGUUGGGGAAAUAUGCUCAUUGGUUUUCUUGCUAAUUAUGCACCAGUUCAUGUUAUUGACGUAGGUCUGCUGUAGUGAAACCAACGACUUAAAGUGCAUCCUGGAUGCUUCGUCCCAGGUGUUGUUACCAUGUUGUUUCAUGCAGGCUAUAUACAUGAUGACACCUUCAUGGUAAAAUAUAUUACUUUAUAACCAAGAUUGGAAGUGGAAUAAAAAAGAAAUAUAGGCCAUCAGUCACAAAAGUGAAAUGAAAAGGUUGUCACAUUCAGAAUGGUUGCUCACGCUCACCCUCCUGUCCACUCAUAUUUAUUGACAUUAAUCCUAGUAAGUAUAUUUUUUUCAUUCAUUUUCUGUAACCACUUAUCCUGUUGGGGGUUGCGGGGGUGCUGGAAGCUAUCCUAGCUGACAUUGGGCGAGAGGCGGGCUACACCCUGGACAGGUCGCCAGACUAUCACAGGGCUGACAUAUAGAGACAGACACCCAUUCACACUCACAUUCACACCUACAGGCAAUUUAGAGUCACCAGUUAACCUAAAUCUAACCAUUGUGUGACUGUGCUGCCCCCAAUAAGUAUAACUGUUUGCAAAUGAGUGUAACAUUUAUACAUAAAUAAACCUAUUGUUUGUUUUUGUGAACAGCUGAACUUGAAGUGUUGCUGCCACAAGAAACUGUGGAAUGGCAUUAUCUUCUUUUCUUUUGUAGAGGAUGGUCCAUGUGUAUCAUAUGCUAAAAGAGCUAAAAGAGAAAGGAAGCACUGAAGCACCUUUCCUUAACAUUUAGAGAAUGCCAACGGCCCUUAUCAUGGCUGCCAAUUAGAUAAUUCUGAGUCAUGUCACUCAAAUAGGAACCUUCCAAAAUGAAAAAGGUCUGUAUGACUGCAGCCCGAUGGGAGGGGUAUAGUGACCAGUCAAUAAACACAUUAAACCUAGUUUGUUUAAUCUGCACAAAAACUGAAAGUGUAAAUGGAUGGUACUAUUGUUAUUGUGCUGGUAGAAGGAUGUUGUUUUUUUCUUUUUGGAAAGAGUCAAGCUGGCCGUUUCCCUGUGUUUCAGUCCUAAUGCUGAUUGAGCUAAGCUAACGGUCUCCUGGGUCUAGCCUCAUAUGCAGCAAGAAAGCCACAAAUUUACCAAAAUGCCAAACUAUUCCCUUGAUGAAAAUUGUCUGACAAGGACAUUUAUGUCACAAUAAUGUGAUUAAUUCAGUCCUGAAAAGUUAAAUUCUGGUUUAAGUUGCAUGGAUUUGUGCUCAAAUAUAAACCGUUAACAAGUGCACAAAUCAAGAGUUAAUUGUUCACUCUAACUGUUCACGUCUUGUAUGUAUAUUUUAAAUCUGUUCUGUAUUUCACUCUGAACUGCAUUACCAGAUUUUUACUUUAUUUUUAUGUUGGCUGUGUUUCUCAAAUGUCAUGUUGUUUAUAUAAAAACAAUAAGGUUUCUCACGUCACUUCACAUUAUGUAUUGUUUCUUUUUUCUUGUUGGUCUCACCUCACUUCUCUGUUCAUUGCUUGCAGCCACAGUGCGAAGGUCGUUUGGAAGUCGAGGUAGACGCGGGCUCCGUGUUUUGAGUAGCUGUAGUACCUUUCAGAGAAUGGAUUACCAUUACAUCCAGGAACUUUUCCUGAAUUUCCUUGCCUGAUAUAAGACAGAAUUUUCAACUCAUCACACUACGUCUCCAGAAUCCGAAUCAGUCAAAGCGGACUCAGUCGAGUGGGUGAAUUCAAAGGUCUGGACCCAGGCAAUGAAUUUCCUAUAGGGCUACAACUAAUGAUUAUUAUCUCGAUUAGUCAUUUGGUUUAUAAAUACCAGAAAAUGGUGAAAAAAUGUCCGUCCCAUUUUCUCAAAGUCCAAGGUGAUGUCUUUUAAAUGUCUUGUCAGUCCAAAACCCACAGAUACUCAGUUUAAUAUGAUAUAAAACAGAGCAAAGUAGAAAAUCUCCAUAUCUGAAAUGUUGAAAACAGCAUUUUCUGCCAUUUCAGCAUGAUUAAUUACAACGAUUAUUGGAAUAUCAAAGUAGCUGGAGAUUUAUUUUUCUGUUGAUCAGCAUUGAUUAGUCAACUGGUUGCUACAGGUCUAAUUUUCCAUUUGUUGGAGUUAUGUGCAGGUAACAGUCUUACAAAUCCCCUCUCGGGCAGCCACUGACAGAGCAAAAUGUUUGGAUAGCAAUAGAACAUUCAGCACUUCUAGGUUAACAGCACUGGUAUGCACCAGCUAUGCAUAAGUUCAAACAUAGCCUAGUUUAAAUGUAAUUUCUAUCUUAGUUUGGGGUUUAUGUGCUACUAACAUUUUAAGGGUUUAUCAUAGCAACCUAACAACUUAAAAUCAACACAGCUUUACGAUCAAACCAACUAGUUUCAGUGUAUCAUUUAGUGUGGACUCUGCACCCUUAUUUAACAAUGUACUAUGCAGGAUUGUCUGUAACUCAUUAUAAAUAUGCUCAGCAGUGAAAGUAAAAGUAAAAGCCGACCCCAGAUUCACUCUCGUUUGGUGUUUUGCCUCGCUAUAUUUGCAUUUUAUUGGUGCUGUGUCUCUUGGAUGCCUGCUGCUUAUGGUCUGGCACCUGGUCGCCACCUUUUUAUGAAGUCCUGACCUCACCUGAGCACUGUAGGGGCACACGCCCAUAAGCAUCCUUAACACAGAAAAUGAGAAGAAAAUACAGGCAGAGGGCAGAAACUCUGCAGAUUAAUACACUGCCAAACACCUCUAGUGGGUCUUAAGUGAUGAUUGAGAGGAAUUAUAUCUGUAUGAGUCUAUACAGAAAAUCCUGCAUAGUUAAGAGAGAACUUGUGUAUAGCUGGUGCAGCUGGCUGCAUGACUCCACAGAUUAAUUUAUUGCAUUAGAAAUGAAAUGGAACUCUACCUGGAUACUUAACAAGAUUCCCUCCACUGUAUGACCAUAUUUAGUUUUAUAAAAUAUGAAUUUAGAUGUGCAGACAUGAUUGUGUUUACAGAAAUAACUCUGUGAAACAAAGAAUAUGCUACAUUAGUUCAAGCAUCAAACUGUGUCUAAAGAUCUGUGCAGGGGAAAACAACCGAGCCCCUUUUGCUCUGCAAUGACUCGUCAGUUUCUGCCUUCGACUCUGCGUCCCUCUGCAGAUCCACAAAUCAACACACACACACACUUUGCUGCAGGCAUCUCCUGCCUAGGUCUUGUACGCUCACACCUGCAGUACAGACCACAGAACCUGAGUCAAUGUUCAGCUUCCCAACAUGACACGCACGUAAAUAAAGACACGCAUACAUGCACUCACAGUCGUCAUUUGUUGGUUUACAUUUGAAGGCUUUCUGUCAGACUUCUCAUUUCAUCCAGUGACUUAACUUGUCCUAACAAGGCCAUGUCACCUUCAUCACCAUCGUCAGACUAAGUUUUUCAUCCUAACGUCACACCGCAGUGUUAAGUCCACCUCUCGUCGUAUGAAUUCAGGUAUGAGGGGUGAUCGAUUGGAGGCAAACAGCUGCAGGUUGUUGUCAGAUUACAGAUUUAACCUCUAGGUAGUAAACUGUCCCUGCACUGUCACAGUCUUUAGUUCUACUCACGUCACACGGCAUGCACAUGGCUACACAUGUCAGUGUUUCUGUGUUUGCUGUUCUGCCACUGCUUUUCCCUCAGCUGCACCUUUUUGCAAAAGUGAAGUGGUUCUCCUGUAUUUGGCUUACCUGAGGAGUGUUUGAUUUAAUUUCCAGGUCCUCGGAAACGAAGUGGAAAAACGGGCUUGCAAUCUGAGAUAAAUCCAGCACUCCUCGCUUCCCCUGUCCCCCAAAAACGUGAAGCAACAUUUCUGUCUUUUAUUUUGCCUUGUAGUGACUUCAGUUUGCUGACUUUGUUUGAGUGCGUGCUAACAGUGUUGUGCGUCCCGCAAUGCUUGCGUCUGUGAUGUGACCUUGUGUAACAGUUCCUUUACUUCCACCUCAUGUUACUGUGUUGCUGCUCUGUUACGAUGCUGCUGCUGCUGCUGCUGCAUCUGUAACAAGCACACUGUUGUGAGAAACUCUUGAAAGCCGUGUGGCUUUAAGAGGAGUUUUGUUGUCAUGUGUUGAUGCAUUGAACUGGACAUGUGGUAUGAAAGUUCAAUCGCAGGACAUUUGUUCUUUACAAUUUUGCUACGUCACACAGUGUAAUUCAGUUACAUUGCUUGAUUUUAAAAUGCUGUGAUUUGUCUUUUUUAUUUCUUUUAAUCACUCAUUUUAGGAAACCAUUAUUUCCUUUGUCCAGAUCAUUGUGAGCACUUCCAUGCUCCUCACUCCCCUGGUAAAUGUUAAAUGACUUGCAGCGCAAAAUUGAUUUCUCAUACAGACAGUGCAUUCUCUAUAAGCUCCAAGGAUGCCAUCCUCCUGAAUGUCAUCACUCUUCAAUCUGCCCCAGCACUCUUGGAAAGUCUCUCCUCCUGGACUUAUUUCCUUGUAAUGACAUCUACUCAAUAAAUUGCCUGUGCUGAUGUUUUGCUCCAUACAUCCGUGACCUUAUGGAGUAGUGUUCAUUGUGGAAAUAAAGCACAAAGGGAGACACACUGAGGCCCUAUUUGUGAAAGCUUAUAUGUGUUGUCAAAGGCAUUUUUCCCUGAAGAUCAUACUUGGCAAGUCCCGCAGAUGAUGUAAUGCUGCUUUUGUGAAUCACGGCCCAGAGUGUGUUGAACACAAAUGGGGGUUCACAUUUUUCAAAGCUCCGAUUUGACUCUCUUGGAAACUAUGCCUGCAGUGUAAUUUGAAGUCAAAGAACGUUGUUGUCAAAAUAGGGCCUCAGACAAGAUUUGAAACUGGGUGACCCAAAGCUGUGACUCCAUAUUACGCAUGAUCUUUUCUCACUUGCCCUCUGUCGCUCUCCUCCAGGCUCCGUCUCGUCCCCGGGGUGGCGCAGAGGUUCUGUGACUCCCCGGGUCACCACCAUCCCAUGCCCGGGCUGCCAGCAUGACAUUGACCUCGGUGAGCGCGGCAUCAGCAUGCUGUUCCGCAACUUCACCCUGGAGAGCAUUGUGGAGCGCUACCGCCAGGCCGCUCGUGCUGCCAUUGCCAUCAUGUGUAACAUCUGUAAGCCUCCGCAGCAGCAGGAGGCUACAAAGAGCUGCAUGGACUGCAAGGCUAGCUACUGUAACGAGUGCUUCAAGAUGCACCACCCCUGGGGCACACCCAAAGCUCAACACGAGUAUGUUGGUCCCACCACGAACUUUAGGCCCAAGGUGCUCAUGUGUCCAGAGCACGAAAUGGAGAAGGUGAACAUGUACUGUGAGGUCUGCAAACGACCCGUGUGUCACCUCUGCAAGCUGGGAGGAUCCCACGCCAACCACAAAGUCACCUCCAUGAGCAGUGCCUACAAGAUCCUUAAGGAGAAGCUGGCCAAGAGUAUCCAUUACCUCAUCAGCAAAGAGGACCAAGUCAGGGCUCAGAUUACUGAUCUUGAGCAGCUCAUCAAUCAGACAGAGGAAAAUGGCCAGCUAGCAGAGCGCCGAGCCAAUGAGCACUUUGAGCGUCUGUUUGAGACGCUGCAGGAGAGGAAGUCGGAGAUGCUGAGGUCCAUCGAACAGUCCCGAAACCGACGCCUGGACCAACUCAGGGCUCAGGUGGAGGAGUACCAGGGCAUGCUGGAGAACAGUGGUCUUGUGGGCUACGCUCAGGAGGUGCUGAAAGAGACGGAUCAGUCCUGCUUUGUGCAGACUGCAAAGCAGCUACACACUAGGAUCCAGAGGGCCACAGAGUCUCUGAGGACCUUCCACCCUGCGUCUGACCCCUGCUUUGACGAGUUUGUGCUGGACACAUCCAGAGAAGAAACUCUGCUCAAAGAAAUGUGCUUUGGUGGAGUUCCAGACCCUCCUCUGAUUGACUUGUCCAACAGCAGAGUCUAUAACGAGGCAUCAAUCUGCUGGAGGCUGUCUGACGAUCACCUACCUACAGAUCACCACGUGCUUGAAUACCGCAGACUCGGAGGCCCGGGCCAAUCCCCGUCCCAGGAGGACGGUGAGGACAGUGGUGUCUGGAGGGCUACAGACAGGGUUUAUGGUCCCAGCACUGUGGUGUGUGACCUGGACCCUGACAGCCUGUACGCCUUCAGGGUCCGAAGCUGCAGGAACUCCAUGUUCAGCCCCCACAGCCCUGAGGUCACCUUCCACACUCCUCCUGCACCAGCUUUUGGUUUCCUGUUCAGCGACAAGUGUGGCUUCAGCACGGAGCGGCUCAUUCUGAACAAGCGACGGGACACUGUGGAGAGUGUAGCGAGCAUGGCCUUCCUCCUUGCAGCAGAGCGUGUGCAGACGGGCAGCUACAUGCAACUCGACUACAUCAUUGGGGACACGGGCAUCUCUCAGGGAAGACACUUUUGGGCCUUCAAGGUGGAGCCGUAUUCCUACAUGGUUAAAGUUGGAGUGGCCUCUGAUUCGAAGCUGAUUGAAUGGUUCCACAAUCCCAGAGAUACCAGCAGCCCAAGGUAUGACCAUGAUAGUGGGCAUGACAGCGGCAGUGAAGACGCAUGCUAUGAGCUCUCCCAGCCCUUCACCCUCCUCACCCUCGGCAUGGGCAAGCUCUUCAUCCCCAAGGCUUCCUCAUCCUCUUCCGUCUCCACUGCAAACGCACCGGCCGGUGACCCCGGCAACCGCGUGCUUCCCAUGCCACAGCGCUUGGGUGUAUGCCUAGAUUACGAUGCAUGCCGAGUGUUUUUCUACGAUGCAGACACCAUGAGGUGCCUUUACGAGAGGCAGGUGGAUUGUUCGGGAACAAUGUAUCCAGCUUUCGGUCUCAUGGGCAGCGGCAAGGUUCAACUGGAGGAGUUCAUCACCGCUAAGAGACUGACCUUCUGAGGAGGCACGAAGCACACUGAUGCUGCUUAGUCUUUGGCGUGUCCUGAGAAGAGCGGUUUUUAUUGACAGGGUGAUGGAGUACAAUCCAAAUAGAUUUUCUGAAGGUCAGAUGAAGCAGAUGUGAUCAGGGCCUUUAGUCCUAAAUGUGAAAAUGGGAUCUCUGCUAAAGAGUGGUCUAUUUAGAGUUGGCAUGAUUAAUGUAUGAUGCAUACACAAGAGUAUGACGCUGAAUAUUAGUGUCCACAUACAAAGGUCUUCAGAGGUUGGUAUGUGAAAGGUCUUCUCUACAUACCAAAGUCUCUCUUUAUUGUAUUUGACAUGGUUUUAAUCGCCAGCUAUGAUCAGCUGUUGUCCAAUUAGCUGCAAAGUUAGUCUGCAGCGACUUUAAAUAUUUGUUUUAACAUGAAACGCCUUCGAGCUUACACUUACACUUCCUCUUUUGCCAGGUACAUGUUUAUAGAUUAUUUUGUGUGUGUAUUAAUUAUGGGUGGUCUUUCUGGCUCUUCUCUGUAACUACUUGUCGAAACGUAGCAGCAUAGAUUUAGAUGUAAUCUUGGUGGACCUGAGAGCCUUGUAGCUACUUUAAAGCUAGCGCCUUCGUGCCUUUUUUUUGGUUUUGUUUUUCAUAGGAAAUGGGUCCCUUACUGUUUAGUGUCAUUGCACAAGCACCAUGAAAAUACUUCUCAACAUAAAUACUGUAUGUGUUUUUACUGUAGGUGGUUUGAUCACAGACACUGGUGUCAAAGUUAUAACCUUACUAUUAUUCAUCAUAUUAACCUAUUUACUCUUGACUCUAUCACAGUUAACACUACUUUUCCUCCUUGUCACAGUUACGUUCAGCUGUUUUUGCACAAUGAUGAAUGAAGCUGCGCACAUGAUAAUCAUCACAUUUGAUCACUACCUAGUUAGCUUCUUCACGAUAAACAUUGUAGACAUACUUUCACACUUUCACGCUCGCAAAAAGCGUUCACAUUUGGAGUAAUCGCUUAGAUUUCAAAGCCUCUCACUGUUUGCACAGCACUGAAUGUGACUCCAACACCAUUAAACCAGCCAGGUACCAGACCACCGGGUACUUGUUGUCAGUGUCAGUUUGACAGCUGCAAAGUCACUCAUAGCCAAAGCGUGUUGGUUCUGGUGCUGACUCAAGUGCAACACACCGCUCUGUGGCCUAGCAGCCUUUAAACACAGUUUAAAAACAAACAAAAAAAAGUUAUUCAGGUUCUUACAGAAAGUGCUAUCACAAAACACACUUUGCUAUCAAAACCACCGUUUGCUUGCAGUGCAGACACACAAAGUGUAGCAUAUUGGGAUGUCACCGUUGAGUUUGGCUAUCAGACAGAUCACCUAAGUGGUUGAUUGGCUUUGAUUACAUCAGGUCAGAUAUUUAAGUCUGAGAGAGCACACUAGAGAGACUUUUCGCCGGGCGACCGCACUUGUUUUUGUAUAGACAUAUACUGUAUAUGUGCCUGCACGUUGGUUUGUUUGUACAUUCAUGUAUAUUUUGAUUUCUGGCGGGUUAGGGUAAUCGGUGUGUGUGUGUUUUCUCAGGUUUCUGGCCCUGACUGGGGCCCCAAUGCUACCUACCUCUAUCCGUCAGGCCUGGAAAACCUUAACUACUGUACCUUUCCUCGCAGAAACAAGUUUGGUUUGAUUUGCAGCUUUGUCCGCAACAGUCCGCUCAAUAUUUCCGCCUUCUCUUUAAACGUCAGAUAAUAAGCUGAUCUUUCAGUACGUUUGAUUUAUUUUCCAUGUACAUAUUAAUUCAGAGUAUUAUUUUCAGUGAAAUAAAGUACAUCUUAAAUAGUUAUUAGUUGGUGUUUGCUUGCGGAACGAGAUGUGUAUCACUAUUGGUGGAAAUUACUGUAACCUGUCCAGCUGCCUUUGUCAAGGGAGUGUUUCUCAAAUGGUACUAACAACCUUUUCUUCCUCCUUUUUUGUGGUGUUGGUUUGAUUAAGUCAGUUUAAAUGUUUAGAUAUAUAGUGUGGAACACAUUAUGGGUUUUUGUUCUGGGUUAAACAUUCAAUGCUUCAUGUAGCCGGACAGAAACCUUCUCCAGUUUAAAAAAGAAAUAUUGGAUUUCUGUGACUGUACAUAUAUUUUGUCUCACAGGUGUUGCUCUGUUAUUUUCUCUACACUUUUCAGAGGUCACAGGCCUGAACCCUGAUCCCUGUACUUUAAAUUGACUGUUUCAACAUCUUUAAAACAAGUCUAUGCAUAAAUGAAUUGGCAGGGCAGGUUCACGUUUUUAUUUCCAUCACAGAAUGUAUUCCUGUUUCUUACCGCUGAAUGUUCGCUGGUUUUCUUCUCUUGGUUCGUUCCACUCGGGGUCACAGCACAGUUGUUUGUAGUUAUAGAAAUCUGAUAAAAGGCUUGUCAUCUCAACAUCUCAUCUGAUUUUAAAGUAAAAUGCAUCCUAGCCUGCUUUUUUAGCAACGAAUUUAGAACCAAAUAUUUUGCAGGCUGGCUCUCAAUCUAAUUCCAAGCUAGCACUUUAAAAAUCUGUAGCAUGUCAGCAAGUGUUUGGCUCUGCAGGUGUGUAUCUUAAAUGUAUGUGCAAUAUUAUGAAACAGGCUGUAGAAAAGCAUUUAGACAGACAUAAGCCUAUUGAGACAAUUUGCACUGUAAUUAGUUUAUAGUUUACUUUGUGGUUUAAAGUGGGGUUUUCCUCGAUACAAAGUUUAAACACUACUUGAUUUGUAAAUGUGUUUGUUUUUGAACUGAACUCUAAAUUAGUGACAGUGCACUUGUCUUUGUGUGUUUUCUCCAGAGGUUUUGGAUGUGGUGUGUAAGUGGUGGGUUUCUGUACGUGUAGUAUGUAAAGAUGUGGAAAUAUUGUUCUCUGCUCUGAUUCCUGGAAAUGCUACACUCUUUAAUUUGCUGUGUGGGGACUUCAUCAAAUAAAACUAGUGUGUUUUUAAA